Pseudocercospora fijiensis CIRAD86 is the source of this 1726-nucleotide messenger RNA. RefSeq lists its product as uncharacterized. The transcript is spliced from 4 exons. The record is from RefSeq and is a predicted model, not a curated record. Lineage: Eukaryota; Fungi; Ascomycota; Dothideomycetes; Mycosphaerellales; Mycosphaerellaceae. Bases 116 to 1624 code for a protein of 502 amino acids. Gene Ontology annotation, molecular function: heme binding; oxidoreductase activity, acting on paired donors, with incorporation or reduction of molecular oxygen; iron ion binding.
CAAUUUUGCCAGCUCCAAGCUAGUGCACGGGACCAGAAGAAUACGUUGCGUUACGGCCCAACUCCGUUGGAGGCUGCUUUCCGCUGCAGCACAACUUGAGGAGAUUCGUCUCAAGAUGGACACGUCGUCGGCUGAAAGGCCAAUAUCAUUCACCGCCGGCUUUGCGACACUGGCACUACUUUAUGUGGUGGGCAACCUCAUCUACAAGCUAUAUUUCGGCCCGCUCUCUCACAUACCUGGACCGAAGCUCAACGCGCUGUCCAGAUUACCAUACAUUCGGCAUCUUCUUAAAGGCACUACCGUCCAGAAUGUCAACGAACUACAUGAGAAAUAUGGAGAAGUCGUCAGGAUCUCCCCGAAUGAAAUCUCGUUCACCUCGAUAGAUACUGCCUGGCCUGAUAUCUAUGGCUUUCGAACAGGCAAGAUGAAGGGCCAUCUUAAUACUCUGAAAGACCCCGCGUGGUAUCCGCCUCCUAUGAAUGGUGCGCCAAGCAUAAUCAUCGCGGAUGAUGACUUGCACUCCAAAGGCAGGAGAGUCUUGUCACAUGCGUUCAGCGAGAAAGCUCUUACCGACCAAGAAGGUCUGCUUCAAGGCUACGUGGAUCAGCUCGUGGAUGGGCUCAGGGAGACCAUCAAGACCAAACCUGUCGCCGACUUGACCAAAUGGUAUAACUGGACGACGUUCGACAUCAUUGCGGAUCUCAUGUUUGGUGAACCUUUCGGCUGCCUUCAGACUGGCGAGACUCAUUGGGUCAUAACAUUACUCUUCGACUCAGUCAAGGCUUUCCGCAUGUUUUACAUCAGCAGAUACUGGCCUUGGGUGAAGUCCCUUGGGAGCAUGAUCAUCGACAAGCGCCUCAUAGCCAAACGAACGGUUUACUUCGCUUGGGUCUCGAAGCAGGUCAAAAAUCGCAUGGAACGCGAUACACAGCGACCAGACUUCAUGACUCUCAUUCUGCAGCAUAAUGGCGAGAAAGGGUACAAGAUGGAGAAAGGCGAACUUGAUUCCAACGCCAAUCUGAUGCUGACUGCCGGCUCCGAGACUACGGCCAGUCUGCUUAGUGGCGCGACAUACUGCCUACUUACCAACCCUGCCGUCCUCCAAAAGUUGACGGAAGAAGUCCGAGGAAAGUGGGCCUCAUACGAUGAAAUCACCCUCCAUGAAGUCAACAGUUCGCCUUACCUAGUUGCGGUUAUGAAUGAAGCCCUUCGCUACUUCCCACCAGUGCCAACAGGAUUCGAGCGUAGAAUCGGCCCUGGAGGAGAGACUGUAUCUGGAUACUACAUCCCCGAGGGCACAUCAGUGUGUGUCUCCCAAUACCCGGCGUAUCACUCAGAGAAGAAUUUCAAGAAUGCUGAGCAGUUUGUGCCGGAGCGAUGGAUGGGCGACGAGGAGUACAAAGAUGAUAAGAGGAGUGGUAUGCAGCCAUUUUCGUUUGGACCGAGGAAUUGCUUGGGGAAGAACCUUGCGUAUGCCGAGAUGCGACUCAUCAUGGCGAAGAUGGUUUGGAGUUUCGAUAUGGAGCUUGAGUUGCAGAGUCGAGAUUGGAUUCAGAGAUGUCGUGUUCACACUUUAUGGGAUAAGCCAGCUCUUAUGGUGAGAGUGACUGAAGCCGUCAGGUAGAUGAUGCAACCACAGGACAUCGAGCGUUCGGAGUCACAUUUACUCAUUUAAAUCGAUUGAUGAUAGCAUACCUAACUGAUAGCGUUCUCUCGUGACAACAGG